Procambarus clarkii (red swamp crayfish) is the source of this 1461-nucleotide messenger RNA. Its product is annotated as RNA-binding protein with serine-rich domain 1-A. Gene Ontology annotation, biological process: mRNA splicing, via spliceosome. The record is from RefSeq and is a predicted model, not a curated record. Gene Ontology annotation, molecular function: RNA binding. Lineage: Eukaryota; Metazoa; Arthropoda; Malacostraca; Decapoda; Cambaridae. Gene Ontology annotation, cellular component: ASAP complex; cytoplasm; nucleoplasm.
AAAUUGAGGUCUGGCAUCACUGUACAAGCGUGAGGAAUACUGUGAUCAGAGAGACGUUGCUGGCGGCGCUGUGUCCAGGUCUUCACGCAACAUGGUUCUCAGUAGGAGUCGUAGUCGGUCAGCUUCCACCAGCGGCUCGGAGAAAGAGAGGAAAUCACGAGACAAGGAGAAGAAACCACGCAAGAAGUCGUCGAGCAGUGAUAGCAGCUCCAGUAGAAGUUCGUCAAGAAGUUCUUCUGGAUCUUCGGGCAGUUCAGACAGCUCCUCCAGCAGCAGUUCAUCUUCACGUUCAUCCUCCUCCUCCUCGUCGUCGUCAUCAUCACGCUCAAGGUCUAGAGAUAAGGAGAAUAAACCAAAAGAAAAGGAGAAGGACAAAGACAAAAAGGAGGAUGCCAGAUCUACAUUCAAGGCCAAUGCAGAAAAAAGUCGUAGUCAGAGCCACGAGAAGAAACCCAAGCCCAAAAAGCCCUCAAAGUCUCGCUCAAGGUCUGGAUCGCCACGUCCCAGAAGGAAACCUCGCUCACCCACUCCAAGGCCAACUAGAAUUCAUGUUGGUCGUUUAACUCGUAAUGUUAAUAAAGAACAUCUUCAUGAGAUCUUCUCUGUUUAUGGACCAGUAAAGAGUGUUGAUGUGCCAAUGUAUGACAUUCGUGUCAAUUCUUUACUAAAUCGUGGUUAUGGAUAUAUUGACUUUGAGAAACCAGAGGAUGCAGAGAAUGCUAUGAAGCACAUGGAUGGUGGUCAGAUAGAUGGUCAAGAAAUUACAGCUGCUCCUGUACUGAUACCACGCCAAAUGCCUCCUCGUCGCCGCUCACCUCUACCUAUGCCAAUUCGCCGAGGUCCUCCUCCACGUUGGCGGUCACCCCCUCCAAGAUACAACAUGAUGCGACGCCGUUCACCACCACCAAUGCGUCGGCGUUCUCCACCGCGUCGUAGGUCUCCUCGUUCACGAUCACGUACUCCACCUAGACGUAGGAGAUAUUCACGUUCCUCCUCCUCCUCCUCUCGCUAAGUUUUUUUUAAUUGAAUUUUUUUUUUUUACAAAAAAAAAAUUGCAAUGCUAUGUAAUUUGACAUUGUAUUGUAUAAACUAGCUAACUUUUCUUGAGAAAAUUACAAAUAAGAUUAAAUAAUUUAAGAUAUAUUAUUGUUUUUUCUCAAAAUUUGGCCUCCCCCCCCCCCUCCUGUUUAGUUUAUGUAAUAAGUUAGUAUUUACUCCUGUAGGAAUGUCCAUAUAUCCAGAAGGAAACAGAAAUAACUAUUGAAUUGUCUUCAUGUUUUUAAUUUAUGGUAUAUGCUAAACGGUUAUCGAGUUCUAGUUACCAAAUCAUGUCACUAAUUAUUUAUAAAUAUAUUGUGCAUCAACCAGUUAAACUGGCUGUACAAUAUUUAUAGACAUCAAAGAUUUAGCACUGUGUUAUGAUAAGAAAAAGGUUUAAGAGAAGUAAAGUAGAAAAGUUUU